Molecule: messenger RNA, 2206 nt
Organism: Pseudoliparis swirei
Lineage: Eukaryota; Metazoa; Chordata; Actinopteri; Perciformes; Liparidae
Gene: apeh2
Product: S9 family peptidase
Biological process (GO): proteolysis
Molecular function (GO): serine-type endopeptidase activity
Source: RefSeq, a predicted model, not a curated record
CAUCUAGUCCAGGAGAGGGGAUAGUAUUGUCGAUACAUUAAUAAAUGCGACUGCAGUAAACCAAGCAACGCGAUUAUUUGAACCCUCCGAGCAGCUGCCAACGGUGUGACGCUGCGCGAGCUUGCGCUUGUCUAAACCGCUCGUGUUGAGCGUGCACGUGUGGUGGGUUGGUGCUUUUAACGUGAGCUCUGUGCGCGCGCGCGUACACCAGCGUGCACGGAUGGACCCCGGGCGAGUCACCGCGGUGUACGGGGAGGUCAGCGGUCUCCCUGCGCCGGUUUCCGCCCACGUGAGAGAAGAAGAGCAGCUGUCAGAGCUCCGCACUUACACCGUGACUGCAGAGUGGAGUCAGAGCGACCUGGUCCGAGGCUCCAGAAUUCGCUACUCGCAGCAGUGGACUCUGAUCACAGACAGCAAUGACCACAAGAGCAUCAGGACUGUUCGUCCACCAGGACCCUGUGUACCGGUGUCUGGAGAGUGAGUGCUGAGUGGACUUUCGCCCAUUCAAGGCCUGAGGGCCGUUGUCAGGGAAACAAGUGGCCACCAACUCCUGGAGGUAUGGGACCGACACGGCCUCAGGAAAUGCCUCAACCUGACUGUUCUCAACAAACACGGCAAGGUGUACGAUGACGCCCAGUUUGGCUGUCUGUCAUGGUCGGAGUGUGAGAACAAACUGCUGUAUGUAGCUGAGAAGAUUACGAACACACCAAUCGAAAAGCAUGAUGGGGAAUCUGCAUGCAGGAAGGUAUUACACACACACAUACACACACACACACACACACACACACACACACACACACAACUAAUAGGCCUGCUCUUUAUGUGCAUUCAAAUGAAUAACAUGUCGAUUGUAAAUACAUCAGAAGGAUAGUACAUUUUGUAUAAAAAGUCUGAGUUUCUUGUCGGUUGGUACCACAAACCUUUCAGACUCGGGCUGCGGUUCUGCUCAAACCGCAGGUCAGCGUUAUUCAAGCUCGACCUGUAUGGAAACUGUGAGUGUCUGUCUGGGGACAACCUGUCAGUGUCCUGUCCCAGGCUUAGUCCAGACGGCUCCACGCUGCUCGACCUGCAGGGUCGAGUGUUUGGACCCCACAACCAGUGCCUCAGUCUGCAGCAGUUGGACCUGGGCAGCAGGAGGACGUCCACCCUGUUGGACAUUGUCAACACACCACAGACUGGUGGGCCUCACUCCCAGUUCCCAGCAGAGUGGAACUGCACCACAGCUGGAUUGGCUAAACUGGGCUUUGCUGUGCUCAUGGUGAACUACCGGGGAUCCACGGGGUUCGGCCAGGACAGCAUUUUAUCCUUGAUCGGUCAGAUCGGAAGCCAGGAUGUAAAAGAUGUGCAGACCGCGGUGCGCACUGCGGUGCAGAGAGACAUCGGCCUUGACCCCGAUCGGUUGGCUGUGAUUGGUGGUUCUCACAGGGGUUUCCUGUCCUGCCAUCUGGUUGGUCAGUACCCGGAGUUCUACCGAGCGUGUGCAGCCAGGAACCCUGUCAUUAAUGCUGCUACUUUAUUGGGCACCAGUGACAAAGUAGACUGGCGUUACACCAGUGUGGGCAUUCAGUACUCGUAUGACCAGAUACCCACUGCUGAAGCCCUGGCUGCCAUGUUAGAGAAGUCACCCAUCACACAUGCUGCUCAGAUCAAGGCGCCGAUGUUUCUGAUGCUGGUGGCCCGAGACCGGCGAGUGUCUCCUCACCAGGGCCUGGAGCUCUAUAAAGCACUGAAGAGCAGAGCUUCACCUGUCAGAUUGUUGUGGUUUCCAGAAGAUGGUCAUUCUCUGUCCAGAGUGGACACACAGGCCGACUGCUUCCUCAACACGGUGCUGUGGCUGCACCAGCAUCUCUAAACACACACACACACACACACACACACACACACACACACACACACACACACACACACACACACACACACACACACACACACACACACACACACACACACACACACACACAGUGAUGAAGCUUUGCUGUAAUUUGUGAAAAUGGGCUAUACAAAUAAACUGAAUUGAAACUGAAAAUGUAAUUGCUGAAGGCAAUCUGUUGCUCAUGAGAGAGGAUACAUUUAGUUUCCAGCAGUUGUUAAUUUUGAACAUACCUCUGCCUUUUUGACAACAAAGAAAUAUGUGACAAGGUACUACAUUUUGUAAUAACUUUUCCUAAUCAAAGCAUUUAAUAAAAAAUAUAUCUUAUUAAACCUG